UGGAUGGGGAAGGCAGAAGCCUUUUCGCGAUCUGCUUUUGGGGUGUUGUGGGUCUCUGGUUUUUGCCAAGAUAUCCAGUGGUGGGUCAUCAUCGAUCAUCCUCAUUUGAUGGUUUAUUGGAAUUUAGAUACAAGGCGUACUUAUCCCAAUUCUUUAAUUUCACACACUCUUCGGUCAUUUUGAUGAGCUCCUAAUUUUCAGUUCUGGAAAAAAAAUAUCCCAAGUGAAACUUGGGGAUUGAGAGGUAGCCAUCAGAUGAGUUGUUCAAAGCCAAUAAUCUUGUGUGGAAAGCAUGUGUAGGUGUGACCACUGACCACUGUGUGUUUGGUGUCCAAAAUGCCCUUUAUCUUGGGUGAGUGGUGUACCUUGAAAACAGAAAAUGUUCGAUAUGAAGUGAGUGGAAAAGAAGGAUAGAUAGCUAGUCGCGGAGAUGGACCGGAGGAGUUGGCUGUGGCGGAGGAAAUCGUCUGACAAGAGUCCCAGUGGUGAAACCGAAAGCUCUGGUUCGAUUUCAUCGCAUUCCGAGAGAUUCUCUGAUGAUCAGGCAAUUCCAAAUCACAGUAUUCAAUCACCGGAAGUCACAUCUAAAGCAUCCAAUUAUGAAGAACUUAAUGACAGUGUCAGUGUGAAGGCAUUAUCAGCUAAACUGUCAGAAGCUCUGCUUAAUAUUCGUGCUAAAGAAGACUUGGUAAAGCAGCAUUCAAAAGUUGCAGAGGAAGCUGUCACAGGUUGGGAAAAGGCUGAAGCUGAGGUAUUAGCCCUGAAGAAACAAGUUGAUGCUACUGCCCAAAAGAACUUGGUCCUUGAAGAACGCACCGUUCACCUUGAUGGAGCACUUAAAGAGUGUUUGAGACAACUUCGACUGGCAAGGGAAGAUCAGGAACAAAAGAUUCUUGAAACUAUAUCCAAGACAAGUUCUCAGUGGGAGUCUUCAAAGUCUGAACUUGAGAAACAGCUUGCUGAGCUCCGGUCUGAACUUGAAAGUGCUAAAGUUGAAGCACUCAUGAUCCCAGAUCUUCGUGCGCAGCUUGAAUCUAUGAAGGAAGAGAACUCAGUGUUGAAGCUUGAGCUCUUUUCUCAAGCGGAAGAGCUCACACUGAGGACCUCUGAGAGAGAUUUGAGCACACUUGCUGCUGAAACAGCUAGUAAGCAACAUCUGGAGAGUAUAAGAAAGGUGGCCAGGCUUGAAGGAGAGUGUCGCAGACUCAAGGCUCUCGCUCACAAAGCAGCUUCAGCUAAUGAUCAAAAGUCUGUUGCUGCAUCAUCAGCUUAUGUUGAAUCUUUUACAGAUAGCCAAUCAGAUAGUGGAGAGAGAUUGUCUGGAAUUGAAAACGAUAGUCGCAAAAUGAAUACUUUGGAGCAGAAUGAGUAUGGAUCUAGUCGGUCUGACCUAUGGGCUUCCGCUUUGAUAUCAGAACUGGACCAAUUUGCGUUUGAAAAGCCACUAAAAAGAAACAUUAUGAAACCUUCAUCAGACAUGAAUCUCAUGGAUGAUUUUCUUGAGAUGGAGAGGCUUGCAGCAUUGCCCGAGUCAGACAGUGAAAGCCCCCUUGAAAGAGGAGCUUGUUCUGGGGAACUUUCUUUAAAAGUUGAACUUGAAGCCAUGAUUAAUCGGACAGCUGAACUGGAGGAGAAGUUGGAGAAUAUGGAGUCUGAGAAAAUGAAGUUGGAGAUGGCAUUAACCCAGUGCCAAUUCCAGCUUAAAAUGUCCAAAGGUCAAUUAAAAGAAACAGAGGUGAAGUUGAUUGAGCUGAAAUCUGAGUUAGCUUUGGAAAUUGAAGCUAGGACUGCAGCUGAGGUAGAAUUUCAGACUACCUCUGCAAAGCUUAAGAAAUUAAUAGAGCGUUUAGAGAAAACAGAAAUGAAUGUGGCAGAGCUUCAAACUAAGUUAGAUAUGGCACAUGAAGCAAGGAAAACAGUUGAGGCAGAACUUAAGAAUACCAACCUUAAGCUUCAAUCUAAGUUAGAUAUGACACACGAAGCAAGGAAAACAAUUGAGGCAGAACUUAAGGAUACCAAUCUUAAGCUUCAAUCUAAGUUAGAUAUGGCACACGAAGCAAGGAAAACACUUUUGGCAGAACUCAAGGAUACCAAUCUUAAACUUCAGAAAACAGAAGUGUGGUUAGAGGAAGCACAGGUCAGUUUGGCAGACCUUGAUGCUCAGUUCUCAACUGAAAGAGAAGAACGGAUAGCUGCUCAGCAAGAGCUUGAGGUUUCCAAUUCAGAGCUUAAGAAAUCAAUAGAGCGCUUAGAACAAGCAGAGGCCAACUUGUUAGAGCUUCAGACUCAGUUGGAAAGGGCAAAUGAAAUAAGGUGCACCAUUGAGUCUGAACUAGAGGAUAGCAAUGCUAAGAGAGAGGAAACAGAGUCUCAACUCAAAGCUGCAGAAUUUCAACUGCAAGCUUUGCAUUCAAGAGUUUAUUCACUUGAAGAAGAGGUGAAAAAAGAACAGGCUUUUUCACAUGAAUCUAUUCUAAAGUUGAGGAAAUUAGAAAGUUUAAAUUUAAGACUAACAUCCCAAUGCCAGCUUCAGAAAGCAACAACCAUUGGAGAAUUUCAAUUCAAUAAGGACAAAGAACUGGCAGUGGCUGCUAGUAAAUUUGAGGAGUGCAAAAAGACAAUCGCUUCAAUUGGUAGGCAGUUGAAAACCCUUUCUACCUUAGAUGAUUUCCUGAUCGACUCCUAGAGACCACGAGAUCUCUGUUAAGACAUAUGUGAGCAGCAGCUAUUAGGAACUCACUGUUUACCUAAACGAGAAGUUGCAAUUGUUCAAGACCAACUGAAUUCAAGUAAGAGCAGCAUAUCCCAUGGACAUCAGCAACCAUAAGGAACAAGGAACAUGAGGAUUCAAAAUUUCCAAGGUACAAUAUUUAUGUUUCAGUUAAGCAGUUCAUUUGUACAUGAAAUCUUGGGUAGAUUAUUUUUCCAUCGUCGUUGACGUAUAAAGGAGAACAGAUAAAUUUACAUGUAAGAUGCAAGUUAUAUAGUAUACUGCCAUUUCUUUAAGGAAAAUUUUGUGGUUCAAGUGAUAGUUUUGCUGGGUGAUGUGUUAUUGUGGGAAUGUGGUCCGAGCAAAACAGCUGCAAAUGUAUACUCAGAAACUAAGGCAAUUGGGAUUAUACA
Ipomoea triloba (trilobed morning glory) is the source of this 3123-nucleotide messenger RNA. Its product is annotated as filament-like plant protein. The transcript has 5 exons. Bases 431 to 2686 code for a protein of 751 amino acids. Lineage: Eukaryota; Viridiplantae; Streptophyta; Magnoliopsida; Solanales; Convolvulaceae. The record is from RefSeq and is a predicted model, not a curated record.